CAAUGAAGUCGAACAACGAAAACAAUUAUGUACGAGUAUCAUACAAUAACUUUGUAACAACACGUAAUCGAUAAUUUGGUAAUGAAAUCACUAACAUACAACGAUUACCAACUCGAUCUACAUCAUAAUUCAUUUGUUCUAAACCUAUGUUGAAAAUUGAAGAAGAAACACCUCUUCCUAUUCCUGAAUUUGUUAAUCCAUAUGUUGCUGAUAUCUUUGAAUAUCUACGUAUCAAUCAAAAUAAAUUCAUGUGUUAAACUCCAUUUUAUAUGAACUUACAAUUAGACAUUACUAAUUAGAUGCGUUCAAUUCUAAUUGAUUGGUUAGUUGAUGUGCAUCUUAAAUUUAAAUUAUAAUCAGAAACACUCUAUAUGACUAUCAAUUUAAUUGAUAGAUACCUUGCAAAAAAUACUAUUAUGCGAAAUAAAUUGUAAUUAGUUGGAAUUGCUUCCCUCUUCAUAGCAUCAAAAUAUGAAGAAAUUUAUGCUCCUGAACUUAAAGAUUUUGUUUGUGUUUGUGACAAUGCAUAUACAAAAGAAGAAAUACUUGGUAUAUAUCAUUAUUUAUUAUUAUUACUUUAGAAAUGGAAAGCAAAAUAUUACUAACAAUCUAAUUUCAUUUGACAUCCACUUCACCACUCAAAUUUCUUGAAAGACAAAUAUCAGGAGCCAAUCUAUGUGAUAAAAUCAAUUUUGCUUCCAGAAUGAUUCUAGAAUUAUCUCUCCUAGAUAUUAGAUGUCUCAAGUAUUAAUUAAUUAUAUAUUAAGAUUUUCAUCAUCCCUAUUAGCUACCACUGCCAUUCUUUUAGCCAUUAAUCUACUUAGAUCACCAUAAGUAUUACCCUCUUCACUUCAUUAUGUCGAUAAUCAAGAAGAUCUUAGACAAUGUUUAUAAGAAUUCCUUCCAGUCAUCAAAUUAUUAUCAAGCAGUAAUAUGACUGCAAUCAAAAGAAAGUAUUCUCUUGAUAAAUUCAAUAAAAUUGCUGAACAUGUUAUGACAAUCUUAAAUAAUUAAAAAUGA
Molecule: messenger RNA, 1020 nt
Organism: Paramecium pentaurelia
Lineage: Eukaryota; Ciliophora; Oligohymenophorea; Peniculida; Parameciidae
Source: the annotation of a GenBank genome assembly